UGAUGGAAGUGAAAGAGGAAAGUCAAGCUGAAGUGGAUGAAAAACAUCAGAUUGUAAAAAUAAACCAUAAUGUUUCACAGAAAGAAACUCUGAAGACAGAAGACAUAAAGUGUGAAAAUAGUUUCAGUGAAGAUGAACGCCCUGCAGAUCACAAGAGGACUCGCAGUGAGAAGAAACCUUUAACAUGUCAACAGUGUGGAAAGAGUUUCGGAAGAAAAACUCACCUUAAAGCACACAUGAAGAUUCACACUGGAGAGAAACCAUUCACAUGCCAACAGUGUGAAAAGAAUUUCAUAAGCAAAGCUUACCUUAACUUGCAUGUGAGGGUUCACACUGGAGAGAAACCUUUCACAUGUCAACAGUGUGGAAAGAGUUUCACCUUUCGAACAAACCUUAACCGCCACAUGAAAACUCACAUUGGGGAAAAGCCACACGCAUGUCUUCAGUGUGAAAAGAGUUUCAUAGAUAAAAGUCAACUUAUGAAACACAUAAGAGUUCACACUGGAGAGAAACCUUUCACGUGUCAACAGUGUGGAAAGAGUUUUUCUAUUGAAGGUAACCUUAAGAUACACGCAAGAAUUCACACUGGAGAGAGAGUGUUCACAUGCCAUGAGUGUGAAAAAUGUUUCAGAAGUAAGAGUACCCUUACAGCACACAUGACAAUUCACAAAGGAGAGAAACCAUACAUGUGUUUUCAGUGUGGAAAGUGUUUCAGUAUGGAGUGUCACCUUAAGAGACACAUGAUAACUCACAGUGAAAAGAAACCUCACGCAUGUCUUCAGUGUGAAAAGAGUUUCGUAGAUAAACGUGGACUUGAGAUUCACAUGAGAGGUCACAGUGGAGUGAAACCUUACAUAUGCUCCCAGUGUGAAAAGAGUUAUACAAGUGUAAGCGCUAUUAAGAAACACAUGAGGUCUCACACUGGAGAGAAACCUUUCACGUGUCUUCAGUGUGAAAAGAGUUUCAUCGAUAAACGUGUACUUAAAACUCACAUGAUCACUCACACUAAAGAGAAACCUUUCACAUGCCAUGAGUGUAAAAAGAGUUUCAAAACAAAAGCUAACCUUAAAAAACACGCAAGAUUUCACACUCAAUAGAAACCAUUCACGUUUCAACAGAGUGGAUAUGGCUACAAAGUUUAUAAAUCAGCUGAGGUCUUAUUAAUAAAACUGUUUGUAGGAUCCUUACUUAAAGAGCCACACAGAUCCAAAAUCGAAAAUGACCUGUAUUGCAGUGUGUCUUGUAGCUGUCCAUCAAUGUAAACAAUGUGCAAAGUAGUUGAACCAAAAAGUAAAUGAUUAAUAAAGUUAUUGGCAUCUAAAGUAGGGAGUCGACUCUGAAUCGCUGAAACGAGUAUGAAACGCUGAAAUGAUAUGGAUUGAAUCUCCUGCCUGACUUUAUCCAUGUAAUACCGUAAUGGUUCAGUACCCACUUUAUUUGAAACAACAUGCAUCUCCUAACCAGGACCUCUGCAGAGACCGCCAAGCAGGAAGUGCACUUUACGCUCCUGGUCUGCAAGUGGUGGUGUGGCGCUGAGAACCUGGCUUGCAACUGCCACCAAACCCAACAAGAACAUCGUGCUUGUGUUGGCUAGAGGCUUGACGCUUAAUAAUUGUCAAAUACAUUACAUUCAAGAUGCCAGUAAGUCACCAGGAUUCACAAGGAUUACAUCUGCUUUUGAGUUCUCAAAGUUGUGGAUAUAUUGACUUGCAUUAAAUGACAGGGCACUGGGGUUUUUGCUGUGCUGCUUUAUUUUUCUACUGAUGAAAAAGUCACCAACAUGUCGCAUAGCCUGAUGAUCAGUAAAUAAACUUGAUAU
This is a messenger RNA of Paramisgurnus dabryanus, 1819 nucleotides long. RefSeq lists its product as uncharacterized. The record is from RefSeq and is a predicted model, not a curated record. NCBI's taxonomy places the organism in Eukaryota, Metazoa, Chordata, Actinopteri, Cypriniformes, Cobitidae. Gene Ontology annotation, biological process: regulation of transcription by RNA polymerase II. Gene Ontology annotation, molecular function: RNA polymerase II cis-regulatory region sequence-specific DNA binding; DNA-binding transcription factor activity, RNA polymerase II-specific.